Molecule: messenger RNA, 2356 nt
Organism: Daucus carota subsp. sativus
Lineage: Eukaryota; Viridiplantae; Streptophyta; Magnoliopsida; Apiales; Apiaceae
Product: putative aldehyde oxidase Art an 7
Exons: 3
Coding region: 51-2108 (685 amino acids)
Source: RefSeq, a predicted model, not a curated record
AACUAGAAAGAAACAAAUGAUCUACUGAGAAUUUGAGUAGGUCUUGUAAAAUGCAGAUGCGGAGAGAGAUGAAUUAUACAUGGCAGAGAUUGUUGAUGACCAUGUUGCCGGUUUUCCUCGUUAUGUUCUUGUCGGUUUCGGUUUCGGUUUCGGCUGAUCAUGAUGAUAUUGAGGAAGUGUCACUUAUGCAAUCAUUUGGGAAGAGUCCCUGGUUGUCAUCUGAUACCGUGAUGAAACUGAAAAAACCGAAACUUAAAAUGAAAGGCACGAAGGAGGAGGCCGCGAAAGACCCUGGUGCCGCGGCAGCAGGAGCAGUGCCAGGUGCCGCGGGACCAGGAGCAGGAGCUGUGCCAGGUGCUGCAGGACCUGGUGCUGCAGGGGCUGGUGCUGCAGGGGCCGCAGCAGGGGAGCCUGCUGGAGCCCCAGCAGGGGCAGCUGAGGGACCAACUGAUGCACUAGCCGUCGAGGUUGCGGGGCCUGAUGGUCAGCCUAUAACCGGACCUGACAAGCCGAGAUUCGAGUGUGAAUCCCUCGGUAAAUGGAGGAUAACCACGCCUAAUGUUGGAGUUUCGGCCAUGCAAUUGCAGACAAUGCCUUUCGAUAAGUUGGUCUGGUUUGACACAACUUUCCUCGGGCCUUCAGCGCUUCAGUGGACUCCUCCCGGGAACUGUCCUCCCAAUUUUGAGACGAAUCAACCGGAUUGUUUUGUCCACAGCUUGGAGUAUGAUGCGAUUAAAGACACCACAAGACCACUACAUAUCAAGUCUGAUCCGUGGUGCUCGACUGGAAGCUUGUCGGGCAGUGGAACUCUAGUUGGUUCAGGAGGCUAUUACAAAGGAAGAGCUGCUGUGAGACUUCUCAAGCCAGGCGGCGACUGUGAUUUCACCGAAAAAUCAGAAGUCUUAGGUUCCGAAAGAUGGUACGCUUCACAACACAUAUUGGACGAUGACAAUCUUAUAAUAGUUGGUGGUAGAAAAUCGUUCAACUACGAAAUCAUCCCACCAGACACAUUAGAGUUUCCGAUCAAAAAAUUUGAUUUCCCCUUUCUGCAACAAACCACUGACCCUGUUGAAAACAACCUCUACCCUUUCUUGUACUUAACUCCAGAAGGAAAUUGCUUUCUCUUUGCCAACAAUCGCUCUAUAGUCUUCGACUAUAAAACCGCGAAAAUCAUCAAGGAACUGCCACCACUCCCUGGUGGCUCCAGGAAUUACCCUGCCUCUGGAAUGUCCGCAGUCCUUCCAAUCAGAAUCAAUCCCAAGACCCCCGAACAAAUAUCCUUUGAUAUCAUGGUAUGCGGUGGAGCUUCACCGUACGCGUUUUGGCCAGUGGAUAGUGUCACAAUUAGGCCUAAACCGAAGAAUGUAUAUUGGCCAGCUCUUGAAGAUUGCAAUAAGUUGAGGCUGAUGGACCCGAAUCCGCAUUGGGAAAAAGACAUGAUGCUCUCUCCUAGAGUUAUGGGAGAUAUGCUAAUUCUUCCAACAGGAGAUCUUUUGAUACUGAAUGGUGCUAAGAAAGGAGCUGCAGGGUGGUGGAAUGGUGAUGAACCAAACUUGACACCCGAAAUUUACAAUCCGAGAGCAAAGCUCGGAGGCAGGUUCAAACAACUAACACCUACAACUAUUCCAAGAAUGUACCAUUCAUCAUCAGCAGUGCUAUCCACUGGGGAGAUCUUCGUAGCAGGAAGCAAUGAAAACGAUAGGUAUGUCUUCGAAGGAGUGCCUUUUCCAACUGAUCUCAGGGUGGAGAAGUUUACGCCUCCUUAUCUCGACGCAAGUCUGGACAAAUAUAGGCCUAAAAUAGUUGGUGAAAUCAAGAAAAUGACUCACAACCAGCCCUUUACUUUCACUAUGGCUUUCGAUGCUAAACCCGCAGAUUUGGAAGCCUCGGACUUAAAGGUCACUAUGUUGUACCCGCCAUUUACAACUCAUGGAUAUUCACAACAACAAAGAAUGCUGGUGCUAGAGGUGCAGCUAGCUGGUGACUCUGUCACGGCUGUGGCGCCACCAAACAAGAAAAUCGCUCCCACUGGCUAUUACUUGCUGUUUCUGGUUUACCGCGGAGUACCUAGUACAGGGGUUUGGUCGAGACUUAGUAUGGAACCCUGAGAUUGCAAUAAAUCAUCAACUUCUUAAGAUGAUGUUUCGACAGGGGCGGUUGAUUCAUUCAGCUCUCUGUUUUCUUCUAGUUCGUUUGCUUCCCUUUUAUUUUCCAUUUGAAAGUAUUUCUUAUGUACAUUUGAGAGGGAUCAUGCAAGGAACUUAUAAAUAAGUCAAGAGCUUUGUAUUGUGAUUUUUAUCAAUUUUGUUACUCCAAAAAGGAUAGUAUGUAUUCAACAAACGAUUCAUUGUUUCUC